AUGGCGGCCGCCACGGCAGGACCCUCGGAGCUGCAGCAGCUGGGGAGGGAUGAUUUGUUGGAGCUCCUAAAGAAGCAGGCUGAGCAGCAAAAGGCGUUGAAGGAGCAGCUCGCGAUUGUCACCAAGGAAAAGGACGAUGCUUUGGCCCAACUCUCCGUCGCUUCGACAAGUCAUGGCAGGGCAGAAAGCCCAGAGAAUGAUCGUAAACAAGAGCUCGAAGAACUACGCCUCGAGUUCGAAGCAAAAUUGGCAAAAGAAAAAUUCGCCGCUCAAGAAGUCAACAGCUCUCUGAAAGCUAUGCAAAUGGCAUUGGCGGAUUAUGAUAAACAAAUCAAAAAAUUUAAAGAAGAGAAAGCGUCAAAGGCUUCGAAGCUCGAAUCUGCCCUGAAAGACAGGGACGAAUUAUCAACCCGGCUUGGAAUCGUGGAAGCAGAGUUGGCAAAUACGAAGCAAUUCAGCGAUCACUUGGAGAAGGCGUUAGAAUGUGCAAAAGCCGAAGCUGAAGAGCUACGACUCCAAAAACAGGACGCCGAAAGUCAGAAGAUAGAGUUAAUGCAGGUGAAGAUGGACGAGGACAGCCAUAGUUCGUGGGAAGUGGUGGAUUUGACAAAUGAGCUAGCGCAAAACUCCCAGCAGAUCGAGACUUUAAGAUCAUCCCUGGUUUCUGUUGAGUCGAAACAAUUCAGCGACCACUUGGAGAAGGCGUUAAAAUGUGCAAAGGCCGAAGCUGAAGAGCUACGACUCCAAAAACAGGACGCCGAAAGUCAGAGGAACGUAGAGUUAAUGCGGAUGAAGAUUAAAGAGGACAGCCAUAGUUCCAUGCAUUCGCUUCAGUUUGACAUGGAAAUGGAUUUGACAAAUGAGCUAUCGCGAACCUCCCAGCAGAUCGAGACAUUGGGAUCAUCUCUGGCUUCGGUUAAGACGGAGCCAAGCUUCUGUGACUUCACGGUCGCUGUACAACACGCCAUCUUGCGAUAUAUGGAUGUGAAGGACUUCUUCAAAACAGCCAUCACCAGCAAGAAAAUGCUAGAGUAUUGGAGGCAUAUCUGCAGG
This is a messenger RNA of Mesorhabditis spiculigera, 1053 nucleotides long. Lineage: Eukaryota; Metazoa; Nematoda; Chromadorea; Rhabditida; Rhabditidae. The record is from the annotation of a GenBank genome assembly.